Molecule: messenger RNA, 6660 nt
Organism: Homarus americanus (American lobster)
Lineage: Eukaryota; Metazoa; Arthropoda; Malacostraca; Decapoda; Nephropidae
Product: hemicentin-1-like
Exons: 13
Coding region: 87-2306 (739 amino acids)
Source: RefSeq, a predicted model, not a curated record
ACGACGCUCGUGACACCUCACUGGGGUACCGCCAACACACACCUCACUCCACCAGAACCACCUUUCAGCCUAACUCACCAGCCCAUAUGGUGAUCAAGGACGCCACGCUGGAGGACGCUGGCAGAUAUGAGUGUCGUGUGGACUUCAUGAGAGCCCCAUCCAAGACGACCACCAUUGAGGUGAGCGUGGUAGAGCCGCCCUCCACGUUACAGGUGAAGCGCACUACAGGUGAGACCGUCACCUACACUGUUACGGUCAACGAGGGCAGCCAAAUCCAGCUCUCCUGCAUCGUGACGGGAGGUCGUCCUCGUCCUCGUGUGUGGUGGACACUGAGGAAGGACUUGGAGGAGAAGGUAGUGGACGAGACUUAUGAAUCCCUCGAGUCCGACUUGACCCAGAACAACUUGAUGUUGCCGCGGCUCGAGUACAACCUCCACCAAGCGAGGCUCACCUGCUACGCCUCCAACACUAACGCCACGAGCCCUCUCUCCUCCCCACUCACCCUGCUGUUGAAUAUGGCACCCAGAACCGUCAAGAUCACUGGGUUAACUUCACCUCUCCUGGCUGAGCGGCGGUACAGGGUGGGUUGUGAGACGACAGGAAGCAGACCAGCCCCUAAUCUCACCUGGACCAUCAAGCGACCUGAACGAUUGGAGGAAGUCAUUGCUACGGAGAAGUUAUCAACGAAGAACGUGAGCAGGUCGUGGCUGGAGGUGAAGGUGAGGUGGAACGAUCAUGGUGCCACACUCCGCUGUUCCGCCUCCAGUCCAGCUUUACCUGAACGAGUGGUGACUAAUAGUUCAACCUUUGAUGUUCACUUCUCCCCGCGGCUACAGCUGAACCUGGGCCGGAUGCUGCAGCCAGAUGGCAUCAAGGAAGAGAUGGAUGUUUACUUUCACUGCUCCGUCACUGCUAACCCAAAGGUGUACAAAGUCACCUGGUACCAUAAUAACGUGGAGGUACAACAGGACCCUUCUGCAGGAGUACUGGUGUCCGACGAUCACUUGGUCCUACAGAAGAUCAAGAGACGCUGGAGUGGUUCUUACGUGUGCCGCGCCUCGAACGUGGUCGGGGAUUCACAGUCUGAACCUCUUAAUAUAACCGUGCGGUACGCGCCCAUCUGUGCGUCCACAUCUACGGCAGUGUUCCGGGCGGCGCUGGGAGAGGAGAUCAUUCUGCCGUGUAGGGUUCUGUCUCACCCUCGUAAUGUCUCCUUCUCCUGGACCUUCAUGAACACCCUGACGGAGUUUCCAACCCCUUUCUCCCCUACCCUGCCAACUCACCCCCUUCCCCUGCUUCUCCAGCACGAACGAGUGCCUGGCGAACGUGUCUCCUGGAAGGGGUUGGAGUCUCGUCUGCGUUACCUGCCGGAGAAGACACAAGACUAUGGCACCUUACACUGCUGGGCGUCCAAUGUUGUCGGUCACCAGAAGGAGCCCUGUGUGUUUACCAUCAAGCCUGCGGGAGUUCCGUCAAAGCCUCAGAACUGCACCGUGAGUAACCAGACUUGGGAGAGCGUGGAGGUGACCUGUGGUGACCUCGGGGGUAUGCUGGGUCACCACAGGGGUUACGGUGGGUAUGACUACAACCGCCUGGGGUAUGAGGACGUGCCCACACCUAGCAACCCUGCUGAGCUACUGCAGGAUAAAGACAAGCCCCGGUACCUCCUGACGGUGCAGGAGAGGAAGACCUUGGCUGUUGUACAUAAUGUUACUGGAGAGCGCGGGUUGUUCUCGGUGACGGGUCUGACUCCUGGGCUGGACUAUAUAAUAUUACUCUUCCGCUACAACAGUCAUGGACGCUCAGCUAAUGUCACCCUGGAGACCUUUACCUUAAGGACGGCAGAGAACAGAAUGAGAGAAGAAGAGGAAGGUGGAGAGUCCGCCCUUCUAGGUAUGGUGUUGGGGGUGAUUGGCGUGGUGUUGUUACUAGCCGUGGGCGCCAUUGUUAUUACCCUCCGGUCCCGUUCACGCCCACGGUCCUCCACACCCACGGAGACCACCCGCUUACCCCCAGGGGAGACCAAUGACUCGACGGGUCUGGACCAUCCGGACCUGCUGGAGGCUGAGAGUCAUGCUGUUCCCACUGGACCUUAUCGGCCUACUGAGGUCACACAAGCGCUCUUGUCACCAGCUCGGCCCAUGGACGAGGAGAUGAGUCUCACGCCCACAUCCGUCUCGCCCACCGCCCACCUGGACUACCUGCCGCGUGAGGUUCCAGAAGCCCUGUCUCCGAGUGUAAGGUCUCACCCACGCUUGUAUGUGAGGGCGGAGGGUCACACCGGUCAACAGGAGAGCUUCCUCUGAACACCCUCCGCCUAGCUGCUACAGUACCACCAGGGGGACGAAGAGGGUCACUCACCUAAAGUGUUUUUUUUUUCAAUAUCGCCAACUAGUAUAGUGUUAUUAUUUUAUAGAGUAUGUUGAUAUAUCUACCUGGGUCUUGAUAUAUCUACCUGGGUCUUGAUAUAUUUACCUGGGUCUUGAUAUAUCUACCUGGGUCUUGAUAUAUCUACCUGGGUCUUGAUAUAUCUACCCGGGUCUUGAUAUAUCUACCUGGGUCUUGAUAUAUCUACCUGGGUCUUGAUAUAUCUACCCGGGUUUUGAUAUAUCUACCUGGGUCUUGAUAUAUCUACCUGGGUCUUGAUAUACCUACCCGGGUCUUGAUAUAUCUACCCGGGUCUUGAUAUAUCUACCCGGGUCUUGAUAUAUCUACCCCGUUCUGUUAAUCAGUGUAUCCGGGUGAGUUGGUCUAUUAAUCCGGGUCCAUUGUAAAAAAAAUUACUAUUCCCGGUUUACAUAGGACACUUUAUUCCCUUGCAUCUUCUUCUACGAGUUGAGGGAAUAUUUUUAUCGAUAUUCCCGCAAAGACGGAAGAUUUUAAGGACAGAUAUUCCAUUGGGGAAGAAAAUAUUUUACCAAGGUGUUGUUGUUUCUAUGAAGACUGUCACGAACGAGCAACUGAAUCCGGAUUUGUUUGUUUAUAUAGCUGUGUGGUGUUGUGAUGACGUAUUUACCUGACCAGGGAGUUGACGUUCGUGAGUGCUUGAAAGGCGUGGCCAAUGAAUUCGUAAAUGUUUGAAAGGCUUGGCCAAUGAAUUCGUAAGUGCUUGAAAUAAGUAGCCAAUGAAUUUGUAAUUACUUGAAAGACGUAGCUAACGAAUUUAUAAGCACUUGAGUGACGUGGCCAGCGAAUUGACUGACGUUCAUGAGUGCUUGAAAAACAUAACCAGUAAACUGGCGUUCAUGAAUACUUGAAAAAAAAUGGAAAAAAUUAUAUUGUGAGAAAACCCAAAAGAUCGAUGAAGAAGAUUUAAGACUUUAUUCAUUUGUGUCCCUGUUUGUGUAUAAAGGCUACAGAAAUGUCCUAAAAUGUGUCGAUCCAGCGCAGGUUAACAGAAGCGGUUCCUCGUUGUGUUAUGAUUUGAUAAUGUUUUUUGGAACUUAAUGUAAAUAAACAAAUAUGGAAGUGCAGUUGAGAUAAUCAGUUUAGAAAGUGCAGUUUAAGACCAGAUGAUCACUUAAAGAAUGCAACUUAAUACCAGAUGAUUAGCUUAAAGGGUGCGGCUUAAUACCUGAUGAUCAGCUUAAAGAGUGCAGCUUGAGAUCAUUGAAACAUACAUAAAUUAGUGUGAAAAUAGAAAAGUAAGAUGUGUAAAGUAAGAGAAGAGAAAUUUAUACUAAGGAAGAAGAAAGGAAAUGUGAAAAGAAAGAAAAUGAAAUAAAGUGAGAAGAUAAAAUGAAAGAAAUAUCAGGUUGACUUGUACGUGUUAGAUCAACUUGGUUCGUGUCAGAUCAACUUGGUUUUUCUCAGAUCAACUUGGUUCGUGUCAGAUCGACUUGGUUCGUGUCAGAUCAACUUGGUUCUUGUCAGAUCAACUUGGUUCUUGUCAGAUAAACUUGGUUCGUGUCAGAUCGACUUGGUUCGUGUCAGAUCAACUUCGUUCGUGUCAGGUCAACUUGGUUCUUGUCAGAUCAACUUUCAAUAUGUCAGAAAUUGCGGUAGACUGUCUGAUAAUAGUUUUACAGAUAUAUUGCUGUCUGAAAGUAUUAAUUGUAAAGAAAAAAAAGGCUUUUUAUUUUGCCGUGUGAGAAACUUUGUCUAGUAAAGAUGGGGGAAAAGUUUUGUUGGAAGUUGUUUGUGACUCGGCAUGUGACGGUAGCGUGUGACGGUAGUUUGUGACGGUAACGGUAGGGUGUGACGGUGACGGUGAGGUGUCGACAAUAGGGUAUAGGUGUGAUGAUAAAUUACAGGUAACGUUAUGGAACUGGUGACGGUAAGAUAAAGGUAACGGACGAUUGGGUGUAACGGUAACAGUGAGGAGUGACGGUAACCUAGAGGUGUAACGGUAACAGUGAGGAGUGACGGUAACCUCGAGGUGUGACGGUAACCUCGAGGUGUGACGGUAACAGUGAGAUGAGACGAUAAUAGUGAUGCUAAUAAAACUGCAGCAAAGAAGGAAGGAAGGAAGGAAAGAAGGAAGGAAGGAAGGAAAGAAGGAAGGAAGGAAGGAAGGAAAGAAGGAAGGAAGGAAAAAUCAACGUAAAAAUUUCACCCAAAGGAAAAAAAAAUAAUAAUAAUAAUAAAAACCAAAACAACAUCUUUACUUCCACAAUAUUUCGAAAACUUCCAGGUUGUGUGUUAGUCAGUUCGUGUCCUCUACUUUCGUUCACAACAACACUAUUAUGACUCACGACUAAGACAGACAAUGACUAAAACUUAAACCCGAAACUAUUUAAAAUUUAUCGUAUGUGAGUGAAAAAAAAAACUCUUUGAUAUUUUUUCUUCGGUAAGAGUGAACGCUUAAUAUACAUAUUGUAAAAAAAAAUAACUAAAACAAUUAAUAAUAUUUCAUGUGUAUGAUAAAUGGAGCAGCUGUUUUGAUUUCCAGCUUUUGUUGUGCUUUCUCCAUGUGCGAAGAUAUUUUUAAAACUUUCUAAUGCUGAGAGAGUGAAAGUGAGAGUUAAAGUGAGAGUGAAAGUGAGAGUGACAGUGAGAGUGAAAGUGAGAGUGAAAGUGAGAGAGUGAUAGUGAGUGAGAGAGAGUAAGUUAUUGGUGUGUAUGUGUGUAUCAACUUUCUACUCUGGGAAAGUGAGUGUGAAAGUUACCAUAUUGUCCAGUUUUCUCUGUGUAAUAAAUGUGAAUAUGUGUGUGAGGAAAGGGGGGGAGGGCUUGUACCUUUUAUUGAGAAUUGAAUUUUAAUCCAGAAUAAAUAAAAGUUUAACAGUAAAAUGUAUGAGGCCAAACACACACACACACACACACACACACACAUACACACACACACACAGAAACUCACUACAAAUGCUAAAAUGCAAGAUAUACACCUUAAUCAAUCUUUCUCUCUCUCUCUCUCUCUCUCUCUCUCUCUCUCUCUCUCUCUCUCUAUCUAUCUAUCUAUCUAUCUAUCUAUCUAUCUAUCGUGUCACUCACAUACACUAAAUGAAGUAGUAAUUGACACGCUAUCAUCUAAAACAUAUAACUAUUAAGUUACAAAACACAGUUACUAAAAUAAAUAAAUUAAAUAUAUAUACACGUACUCAUCUGUUACAUAAUUAGAUAUUUUAAAUGAAGGGUAGUUGGUAUUUAUCGUAAGUUUAUUAUACAGAUGUGAUAUUAAUGCUAGAAGAGGUGACAGAUUCUCAAUGGUUCGUAAGUUGAACUCCCAUUAAAUGUUCGUAAGUCGAAUUUUUCUAAAGAUUCGUAAGUUGAAAUUUUCAUCUAAAUGGUCAUAGGUUGAAAUUUUUAUCUAAAUGUUCGUAAGAUGAAAUUUUCCCUUAAAUAUUCCUUGCCUUCAAUAGGUUGUAGAGUAAAUUUUUCUCUUAAAUGUUCAUAAGUUAAAUAUUUUACCUUAACUAAAGAGAAAAUAACCUAUAUCCAGUUCGGUAGAGUUGUAGCCAUAGUAACUCCAACAUUUGUGUCGUAGUUUAGAGGAAAUCCUGACUGACGAACUUUUGGGAAUCUAUACCAAGAUAUUUACGAUAGCCUGAGAGCAGCCAGUAAGAGUUCUCGCGGGUGUGAUGACGUCAAGUUUCGUGAUGUUAUGAGUUAUAAGACAACAAAAGUUUACGAUAUUUUUCCCUCAGUAGUUACGAUUUUUUGAGGCGAAAUGAUUACGUGGGACUCCAUGGCAUUAUGGGUUCGUGGCUAAAAGAAUGUGACGGCAGGUAUAGAAUUUGUAGAGAAAAGGUCAAAUAAUUGUUUUAAACCGACUGUGAGUAUGACAUUUCUGUAGAUAAUUGAUUUAAAUAAACUGAUGUACUGACCUAUGAACAUACUGUAAAUAUUUUCACUCUAAAUGUCUUUCCAUUCCCGGUUGUGGCCGAGUGGAUAACACACUGACAGAAUGACCGCCGUGUUUAAGGGCCGUUGGGUGUGGUUAGCACUUCUGGUGGUGACUAAUCUUAUGAGGAAAAUCUGAGCGGUCGACUGUGUACUCGCUAAUUCGGACUGGUUCUCUGUGCUGUUUCCUGACCUACUUCCCCUUACAUUUUGACUCUCUCUCUCUCUCUCUCUCUCUCUCUCUCGUUUCCAGUAUAAAGGGCGUCUCCCUCAUACCCGUUUAACACGUCCAUCGAUCGUAAUCUUCAAAUGUCACCUUCUGCCUGACUUUUUGGCUGUGUGUACCACCUGUGUUUACCACCUGGAUACUCUCUCUCU